UGUUACCGUCAGAGAGACAGAGUUGCUGCUGCUGCAACAAGAGACAAGACGCGUCUUGGAUCACAAAUAGGAGGGAUGCAGGGCGCAUGCGCAGUGCGCUCCGUUUACUGUAGGAUAUUCACGGUGGAGGAAGAAAAAAAGAGAGAGAGAGAGAGAGCGAGAGAGGGGGGGGGGACAGGCACCAAAUGUAAAAAACUGCUAAAAACCCGACGUGUGCAAUGUAAAUAACCAACCGGAGGGACACGAAUUCGGAUUAUCAACAGGGAUCUUUUCCAGGUGUGUGAUGAGACAAAGCAACAAAGGAUGCCUUAGAGAGGAGGUUGCCUGUACGCCUGGAAACCUCUUCAAAGCCCACCACCAAAUGGAUCAAACACCUCCCCCUGCCACCUCCAGAUCAUGAUACUCGGCUGAAGCUAUUCCACUACAUUUAUGAUCCCUCCUCCAUCUAUGGCGAACUAUAGCCAUGCAGGGGACCACACCAUCUUGCAGAAUGUUUCUCCUCUUGCCACAUUCCUCAAAUUAACCUCCCUGGGUUUCAUCAUUGGAGUCGGUGUGGUAGGGAACCUCCUGAUCUCCAUCCUGCUGGUUAAAGACAAGAGCCUGCACCGGGCACCCUACUAUUUCCUGCUGGACCUGUGCGCCUCGGAUAUCCUGCGCUCCGCUAUCUGCUUCCCCUUCGUCUUCACCUCUGUGAAGAAUGGAUCUGUCUUAACCUACAGCAUACUGACCUGCAAAGUGAUUGCCUUCCUCGGUGUGCUCUCCUGUUUCCAUACAGCAUUCAUGCUCUUCUGCGUCAGCGUCACCCGCUACCUGGCCAUCGCGCAUCACCGCUUCUACACCAAGAGGCUGACGUUCUGGACGUGCUUGGCCGUCAUUUGCAUGGUGUGGACGUUGUCGGUGGCCAUGGCGUUCCCUCCGGUGCUAGACGUCGGGACGUACACGUUCAUCCCGGAGGAGGACCAGUGCACGUUUCAGCACCGCUCCUUCAGGGCCAACGACUCGCUGGGCUUCAUGCUCCUGCUGGCGCUCAUCCUUCUGGCCACGCAGCUGGUUUACCUCAAGCUCAUCUUCUUCGUCCACGACCGCCGAAAGAUGAAGCCCGUCCAGUUCGUGCCUGCCGUUAGCCAGAACUGGACCUUCCACGGGCCAGGCGCCAGCGGGCAGGCGGCGGCCAACUGGCUGGCCGGGUUUGGCCGCGGUCCCACCCCGCCUACUUUGCUGGGGAUCCGACAGAACAGCAACGCAGCGGGCCGCAGACGUCUUCUGGUGCUCGAUGAGUUCAAAACGGAGAAGAGGAUUAGUAGAAUGUUCUACAUAAUGACAUUUUUCUUCUUGGCUCUGUGGGGGCCCUACCUGGUUGCCUGCUACUGGCGCGUGUUUGCCAGGGGCUCUGUGGUCCCUAGAGGGUACCUGACAGCAGCCGUGUGGAUGAGCUUUGCCCAGGCCGGGGUGAAUCCUUUCAUCUGCAUCUUCUCCAACAGGGAGCUACGGCGCUGCUUCAGCACCACACUCCUCUACUGUAGAAAAUCCAGGUUACCGAGGGAACCCUACUGCGUUAUAUGACGGUUUUGCUGGGGUUUUUUACUCAUCUAUGUCUUGGUUACCCUGGUUUAUCUUGAUGUGGGCUCGUCCCAGUUGUACAGCUCUUGUUCUACGCCCUUCCCCUUCAGCCUCAUGGGUUUCCCUUGCUCCUCCUUCUCACGACCCUUCUCACAGGGUGGAGGGUGGACUGCCGAUCACGCGGCUCUGCGUGGGUGAUUAAAUUACAAAAAGUCCAACUGAACAUGGAGACCAAAUGGAAUGGGAAUAUAUAGAAGGUAUGGAUCCCGUCCUAUGUUUAUGUUCUAGUAAACAGACCUUGUGGAAGGCCAUGCCGAUGCAGAAAAGCAAAAAGUUAAAAAAAAUUAUUAUUAUUUUUUCCUUUGACAAAACGAUGAAAACAAAACCUCCUGCUUUGGAUCUUUCGAAGACGAGUUACUCUGUGAUGUGUGAAAUACAAAAAAUAAAAAAAGAUAAAAAUUUAAAAAAAGAUUAAGAAGUGAACAUGUAAUGAAGAAACAAUACCUCUCAAGGAAUCAUUGGAAAUGUUUUACAGUUUAAGAGUUGCACUAAAAAGAAGAUGUAAAGUUGCAUUUCUUUGGUCGAUGGUUGCCAUCCGCAUCGCAAGGACAACUUUUUUUCUCCUCUCUUUGUUUCUGUUCUCCUUCGGCGUAAACGAUGAAUGCUUUAAUUUGCAACAGACAACACAAUUGUCUUUACCGUACGUAAAGCAAAUCUUGGUGACGUUGGGAUACGCACCAUCACAAGAGGAUGAGAUGGUUGUAAUGUAAGUGGUUUUCUUUUCAAUUUACCGGGCGGGCGGGCGUUACCAGGGGCGAGGGUUUACGAUUUGUGGGUUUUUGGGGGGGGUUUUUUCUUUGAAGUUGCAACUUAAGACUAGAAAUUAUUUCUUGUAGUUUUACGAUCCAUAUGUCCAUAGUGUCUCGCAUUGUUACUUUCUUAACUGAUUUUACGAGAAAAAAAUAAAAGAUGGAGCAAUGUAUGGGUUUGGAAUAAAAAAAGACUGAUUUUAAAGAAAAAAAAACAGAUCUUGUGCUUAAAAAAAAAAAGACAUUGAAGACGUAGUUUAACGUUUCAUCAUAUCCAUGUACCUAAACACUAUCAUAUUGUGACAGUAUUGCCGAUGCCACUCCGGGUGUUCUUGCCUUAAUGGUGAUGAUAUUGUCAUGUUUUUUCUUUUUUUUUUAUUUCCAUUCAGUCCUAAAAAAAAAAGAUUUUUUUUUAAUUUUUUUGUAGAUGCAAGGGGAGCUGUUUGUUUUUCUUUCUUUCUUUGUCACAUCAGCGUGAAACGCAUGUCCAUUUUUUAAAAGAAGCUGGUCCACUCCCAUGAGCAUCACAGGCCAUACACUGAGCAGCCCAUUUUUUAUUCUGCAAUGGUUUGCUACACCCCACAGAGUGCGGCGAGCACAGGGAGAGGGAGAGAGAGAGAGUGUGUGUGUGUGUGUGUUGCAGUGUAUGUGUAUUACAGCAAAGAUGUGUGUGAGCUAGACAACCGUCACUUCAAGACCAGAGCCUUAGUAUGAAAUCUUGCACAAUUUGUAAAAAACGUAAAAGAAAAAAAAAAAAAAAAAAACAGAAAAAAGAAAAGAAAAAGACAUUUAAGGCACACUGUCUUGUUUCUACUUUCCCUACAUUUGCUCUCUACUGAUUGUUUUCGAUGACUUACUUUCUUUUUUCUCUCUUGUGGCCAUUUUAAUAUUUAUUAUGUAUUCAUUUUUGUAUAUUAUAGAUAGUGUGUCAGUAUGUGAGUCUUUCAUUUUGAAGUCCCGGAUGUGAGUAACGGUUUCAGUUAGGAUUGCAUUUGCUGAAAGUUAACUGUGUAAUCUGUUGCUUUUUUUGGAAAUAAAAGAAAGUAUCAAUUUUGAAAAAAACAAACAAAAAAAACAACCGUUUUUCUUUUAAAGUGCAUGUGGCUGAGUGGAGACAAUACAACAUGGCAAUAUUAACUUUUUUUUUUUGGAGUUGUGCUCUUUGAUUAUUUAUGCUAUGUUUGAUGGUUUUCUGUGCCUUGGACGUUGGGACUCGGAGUAGAGUCCCACUUGAGUUAAAUUUGUUCUAGUUUCAGCGUGAGGAAAACUGGUGGGAUUUACUUAUUGUUGUGGUGCUAGCUAUAGCGACAUAGCAGGUAGCUCCUUUAGCAACUUUGGUUUGGAAAGUCUAGAUGUGCUAUUGUUACAAUUUCUUUAAAUCAAUCCUUUUUUUUGAAUGUCACUCUCUCAAAAAACACCUCUGUUACAUUUGUGCUAGAUCAGUGGUGUCCACAGUCAAAUCUCAAAUUUUCCUCCAUGUUUUAAUUCCUUCCUUGGUUCAACACACCUGAAUCAAAGGAUUAUUUCUUAACAGGCCUCUGCAGAAUUUUGACAAUUUGUGCUUUUUUUCACCAUAAAUCAAAGCCAUUUGCAUAAAUAACAGUAGAUGUCUAUGCAAAUUACCCUCUAACGCAACUAAUGCGCUAAAAAAAAAAAAAAAAAAUGCUCCAACUGAUUAGCUGAGUUACGUUGGCUAAUAGCGUAGCUCUGACUAGCCAUUUUAUCACGUGUGGCCUAAACUCACUUGCCUUUGUCCAAACUGAGUUUAUUAACGAAGCGAUCUACUGCAGGUAAGAUAAUUAUUACUUGCAUCCUCUCCAAAGGACCCCGCUUCGGGAAAAGCUCCUCUCUGCUUUACAUGGAAAUGUUUAAAACAUCAAACACGGAGGGUAAAAGCCUCGCUUUAAAGUGGGUUUCUAAGUGACUAUUGCUGGUUGGCACUUCUACAAGGUUUCCAUAUGUAUAAUUUAUGUGAGUGCCUUUUAAAUAUGAGCAUAGUUUUCGCUCCAGUUUGUGUGGCACAGCGUAUCACAACAGCACACACUGUUGUACUUGCCACUAAACGCGAAGCGGCUCGGACAUUUAAUGGAAAUAAUCUGCUUGGAUUGAUCUCCCGGGUUCGCUCACCCUCGCAGGUUGUCAUUCUGUGUUAAAGAAGAACGCCAGUGAAUUUCACAUGACAUACAUGCAGCCACCAUAUGGAACAAUGGCGCCCGAUAACCCUUUAGCCGGGGCCCCCCGGAGCGGCGAAUGACGUAGCAGUUUGUUCCAGUCUUUCGUUUUUUAAGGUCACAUUGACUUGCAGCGGCACUGAAGACGAGCUGUAAAAAUAUGGAAAUGAGAACUGAAGAAAUGAGUCAAUUUAACAUUUUAUUUAGAAUGCAUGUUGCAUGUUGGGGGUGAGAGAGGGGGGGGGGGACUUCAGAUGAUUUAAAAAAAAAAUUUUAUUAGGAAAUAAAUGUAACUAAAUGAUAAAAUAGAAUUCCUCUGCAGAGAUUAAUGGUUCAGUUAAUUGAUAAUUAACUUUUUACCCUUUGGAAAAUAAUUAACAGCUCUUCCAGACAUGUUUUGUUAUUGAGUGGCAUUUCUAAACAACAACAACAACAAAAAAAAGGAAUAAUAAUAAUCUUUAUGCCAAUGACGGCGCUGUUUAAAAAAAGUAUGCUAACUAUGGUGCUGAAAUGGCUCUCCGGGGAUUUCCACAACGUUCUUAAGGUUCUAUUGAGGAAACAGUUCUGUUCACAAGCGUAAGCAACGUCAUUCAUUUGUAGCUUGUGCAUCUGAACCACCAGAUUUUCUGACAUGGGCUGCGUUCACACAAGAGGUCUUGAUGAUUCAUUUUGAUGGGGUUUUUUUUUCCUUUCCUUUUUUUUUCUCAAAUCUGUUUUAUGUUGUUGUUGCUAUGCGCAUUUGUGAAUGAUACGACUGUGAAAACAGUCCACAUCCCCAAAGCGACCCGCAUGCGCAGAAGAGGAACGUCGACGUCACACGGCAGCGCACCGCUUCCCGCCCUGACGAUGGAUGGAGCCGCUAAGGGGUCGAUUUUAAAGUUUGUUGAGCAACGGGAGUCGACAGUCGUGUAACAACACGAGGGAAGAUAAUGUGUUAUUCAUUGUCUUCCCUCCAACGAUGGAGACUUCUUUCUUCCGUUAUUACGAUGCAUGUCUCACGUUAAUGACAUAAAGGCUGGAUAAAAUGCAACUCGACAGUUCAGACUGCAGUCGCUUUGAAAACUAUCGGGCGAGAUACAAUUUUUUUGGAGGGUCGAAAAGAUUGAAAUUAGGUCGUUCAGACCGAACCCGUUGUAUGUCAAAACAUCGAGCUUUGUCAAAUCUUCAACCAGUUAAAUUCACUACCUGUGGUCAGUGACACCAGUGCUUCAUGAAAGGCUCUAGUCUCCUUGGUUGUUUCUGCUUCUGAUGUUUUGUAAGACUUUUUUCAGCUGGAAUAUUCUUGACUGCGUAGCUUCUCUACUUGUGAUGUAAUUUUUAUUUAUUUAUUUUUUGCAAAGUCAUUGUAUUUCAUUCACGAUGACAAUGGCCAACACAACAAGACGGGUCUAAAGCUUGAACAACGCAAGGUCAUGCUGCCAUAUUCUGUUCUUUUUUUUUUUUUUUUUUAAUCCACAUAAACCCAAUUCACAGCAAACAAAUCCUGUUAUUCACCCCAAGAGUACGAAUGCAGUUUAAUAUUAGCGUUUUGGUGCCCAACAAAGUCAUCAUUUAUUCAAUAAGACCGGUCUUUGGAAAUGAUGCCGUUUUAAUCUCAAGUCGGUGUUCAUUUUAAUUCCAGGCCUGCAAACACAGUCCAAAGAAGCCAGAUCAAACUAUUAGAUAUCCGUCUAAAAAAAAAAUGUAAUUUGGCGCUUUUUUUUUUUUUUUCACCAAAUAUUACCGUUUGGGAAUAUUUCUUUAGAUUCACGAGGGAGAUAAAAGCCGAUCUUUGACCAUUUGUUCCACUUAUUCAAAAUGAGGAGGAAAUUUCGCUACUUAAGGCCGUGGCACGAGUUUAACAUCUCACUGAUGCAUAUUUCAUUCUCAUUGAGCACAUGCAAAUUAGCAAACGGUGUCACUUUUGAGCACUGGCCCAUUUUCUGGCAUGUUGAUUCGAGUGCCCCAGUAAUUCCCUCUCUCUCUCUCUCUCUCUCUCUCUCUCUCUCUCUCUGUCACUCUCUCUUUUCCUCUUUCUCUUUACAUCUGAGGAAAAUAUGACAGGCAGAGGUGACGGCAUGGCUUGAAAGCUGUCUGAACCGCUUUUCUCCUCCGAGGUACCUUCUCUUCCGAGAAACGGGGAGGUACAUAUCAUUCACAGUCGAAGCAAUUACCGACCGACUGACUGCUUGAUUUCGGGCACACGUGUUUAGAUUACGGCAGACGGAAAACACGAUAAUCACUCUGGAUGUAAUUUUCAUUUAAUGCUCAGAAGACUAUUCAAUUAGGGUUUUUUUUUGGCUGCCUAUGAAUAAUCAAGCCACGUCCAAGAUUGGCGCACGCAGUCGGAGAGAUUUUUUAUUUUGUAAGAAUGGGUUAAGAACAAUAGAACACGCCUUUGUGUUAUGUUUAUUAUCAAUACCAUCUGGCGACUUGCAAAAACAAUUUCAUUUGGAAAUUACAAGAAGAAAAAAAAAAAAAAGACCUCCUUGAGUUUGUUUAAUCGCACGAAACCCUAAUUAACGAGCAGUAAGUGUCCAUGACAACAACCUUUCAAAAAUGGGAAUGAAAUGAAGUGAAUAACUUAAUCUUUUGAAAAGCUAUUUAGGGGGAAAAAAUAAUAAAGAACUGCUUUCUGUGUUUUGUUUGUGUUUUUUUUUCUUUUUUCUUCUUCUUUUUUUUUUUCCACUUGACUAUGUGUUUAACCAUUGAAGUUUGAAAAUGAGGACUGGCCGAUGUUCUUUGCACGGGAAUUGAGAUGUUUAUCAGCAAUGACUCGUGCGGACUUCGGCGUGAGAUGUUUUCCAAACGCUGCUUCUGUUUGACCUCUGUGAUUUAAGUGUGUUGGGUUCGUAGCAGUGAUUUUUAGGAGCAAAACAGAGCCAAUUGCUUUUUCUCUUCUUGGAGAUGGAAAGUCUUUGAGGUGUGGCGCUGCAGUGGUUUUCUUGCCUAACUGGAUUAGGGCUUUGAGGCUGAUGUGUAACAUCUGACUGACUACAGCCAAAAAAAAAGGGGCUGGUAAUGCAAAAAAUAAAAAAAAAAGCCAAAAAAUUAAAAAAAAUUUCAACUAAUUGUCAGUUUUUUCCAGUUCAGUUAAAUUCCAGAGUAAUUGAAGGUGACGACAGCACACAAUUUACCAAAACAUCUGGGAUAAUGCAAGCGAAGCCUGCAUUAAAAACAUGGUUUUCAAUAAUGACUUAUCAAAUAUCAAUGUUUUAUUAUUGGAAAUGUGUGAUGGACCGUAGAAAAUAGUCCAUACGUGUAUGCUGGGAAAAAUGGUGAUGGUCUGCCCCCAGCUUAUUUUUUUAUGUAUAUAAUUGACUUGUAUUUAGCUUUGUGCAUCUUCCUCACAGUAUGAUGCUCCUUAUGCCAUGUUUUACACUAAGGAAUGGUGUGUUCAGUGUAAUGUGCAGUAUUAGAUUUCUGUCAAAUACAGCGUUUUGUAAUUGUACUAAAAAGUUCCAUUUUGGUCUAAUUAUUUGCACAGAUUGCCUUCUUCCACAUGUUUACUGUGUCCCCAAAAUGGCUUGUGAUGAACUGAAAAGACCAUAAGAAAUCCCCUAGCUUUAAAUAUUAACUGAUUAAACUGUCGAAGAAGCUUCAAAUGUUUUUUCUUCCUGCAUAUUUAAACUUUUUUUUUUUUCCUUCCCUAGUAGAAUUAUAUUUAGUAGUUGGAUCAUUUCUCUGGAAAUGUGCUGGUGCUUUUUUUUUUUUUUUAAGAUUCCCUUUAUUCUUAAGUGUGUCACUGGCAUCUCAUCAAUAUAAAUGAAUGUAAGAUGAUGAAUGCCAAUUCUCACAUGUUUGUCAUUCAUAAGAACAAUGAUAUCCUGAAGUGUAAUCUGUGGUGAAAGAACAGAAGAUGGCACAGAAUAUUUACUACUGAUGGUAUCGGUUAACAGCAUUUCAGAAUGUAUGGUGGUAAAACAGCGCUUGGUUUGUUAAUUGUCAUUUAUUUCUGAAUUAACGUAGCUAUGCAAGGAGGGUUUUUUUUGUUGUUGUAAUUUUCAAAAGAAAAAUGACCUUUUUUGUUGUUCUGUGGACCAAAAAUGUACAUGUUUUUGAGACUGCAAUGCAUUUCCAGGGAGACAUUUUGAGUGGUUGUAAUGUUCGGUGGUGAAAUAAUAUGAUCUGACUUGAUAGGAGAAACUGUUCAGGGUUUACUAUCGUUCAUAGCUUACACUGGGAAUGUUGGGAAAAUUCUCCUGUUCGCCUCUCUUUUUCAGUUUUUACAUAACUUUGGUUGCUUAUGCCCAUUUGAUCACAACGUUUUUUCUGGCUACCACAAAAGGCUAUACCCAUGUUCCACCAUUGGCACAGGAACCACAGUUUGAUGACAGUGGAGGUAGUAAAAUGGAAACAGGUUGGUCCCAGUGAGAAGCUUUCCUCCAGUGACCAGGAGCAGGUGGUUGCUGUCCUCAAAAUGUCAAAAGACAUUCUAUAUGGACCAUGUCUGUGGGCAGCUAUGGAGGAAACACAAGAUGUGUAAAUGGAAGCAGAAAACCCCAUUAAUACAAAAAAGAAAUGAAAAAUACUAAAACCUGUAUCCUCUAGUCCCCCUGGUAACCACAGUUGUUUUUAGAGAAUAUUUUUUGAGCCUUUUUAUGAACUAGUACAGCAAAGCUAAAUUGUAGCUAGCUUUUUAUGAAGCUAGCAGCUUAAGCUAACAGCCUUAACGCCGGUCCAAACAUCUGAGUCAGCGGCUCAAAUGUUUGGAAGCUUUAUAUUAGCUUACAUUUGAACAUUUUAAGCUAAUAUACCUCUGCAAUCUGUUAGCUAGAAAAAAAAAUGCCCAGACCAAGCUGCUUAUUAGAAUACAAGCAUGCUAGCAUAACACAACCACACUGCUAAUGGCUGGUUUAAGCAGGGGAAAAAGAAAAAAAAAAAUGACAGCAGCAUAUUUUGCUAAAGUGCAGCUUAGCUUGUGAUCUUACACAGGUUCAGCUUCUUUGCUUCUAAAUCUCCCCCCCGCCAACCCAGUUUUGGUGGGAGUUCAAGAGUAAACACGUCUCCUCCGUUGCUAAUACUUCGGAUGAGUGAUGAAGACUUAGGUUGAACAUGAUUGGUGGGUUAGCUCUUAAGCACCGGAGCUCGCUGAAGUCAGAGUAUGCAAAGAGAGACUACUGGUCGGCGGUAAUCCCCCUGACGAGGAUUACCCAUGUCUUUCAUGCUAGAUUAAAGGGUCCCAUGAUACCCUGCUGUGCUGUCUGGGUCCUGAUGUGGAAUCAAUGCUCUGGAUGAUAAAUUAUCGGCAUCGUCGUCGUUGUCUUUUCCUUUCAGUGCUGGGUUUGAAGUUUCCUCGACUCCCCAGAUUUGUUUUUAACGGUUUAAAAAAAAAAAAGCUAUAACUAUUGUACAAAUAUUCAAAUCUAACCACAAAUUCACAUUCGCAUUUAGGUUUGGCAUUUAACUGGAACCUUUUCACACCUUAUGUGCUCAAAACAGAACCACUAAACAGCAGCUUUCUGCCAAGAAAAAAGCCUUAGUUUCAAAUGUUUUUGUUCCUCAUUUGAGCUAAACAAGUUGCCGUUUUGAAAUAACGGAUUGAACAUUGCCCCCGUUUUUCAGACUAAAUCUUGGACAUUGUUUGAAACUCUCUCAGAUGUCUCUUGGUUUUCUUGAUGCCGCUUGUUUGCUGACGCUUUCUGAUGCCUUCUGAGAACUGUUGUAUUUAUAUUGAUAUUAAAUGACACACAGGGGCACUCCUGUUACUAGGCGACUUCUGAAGGUUAUUGUUUACUCUUUUUUUUUUUUAGGUAUAUCAGAUUGCGGCAAGACUGAAUGCGGUGGUAUUUUACAUCCCCUGUUAUACAAAGAAUGUUUGCUGUAUUUCUUUUUUUUUCUGUCAAAUUAUACUAAGGUUAUAAAAUGAAUCGGGGGAAAAAAAUCUUGAUGAAGGAGAUGGCGAACCUUCAUGGCGCACAGAUGCGUCCAGGCUGCAUAUUCUCACAGAAGUGCAUCUCCAGAGGGCAAUCCAUCGUGAUCAAAAGCCAACAUGGUGUCCAUUUAAAACGUCCAACCAACCGCUUACAUCUGCUCACUCUGAGGUACAUUUGCCCAAGGAGGACUGAAGGAAGAAGAAGAAGAAAAAAAAAAGCACAUUAAGGAGACUAAACUUGACACAGAUCUCAUUAAAAAUUUGGAUUAUUUUUAAUAUUUUCUUUAAUAAUUCAUUUAUUUCUGCUUCACUGCGACCGAGGAGUGUUUAGGGAUGUUUAUCCAGGCGAUUUGUUCCCUCUAAUUUCACAUCUCUUUUUUUUUUGUGACGAAUCCAAGGGCUUUUGGAAAAGAAAAAAAAAAAAAGCGGGAAGAGGGAGGGGCUCCGUGCGAGCGCCUGAGAAGGAGGGAGGGAGGGGAAAAGAUUGUUGUGGGAGUAAAUCCACUCGUUUUCUUGUGUUCCUGCCUCUUCAGCACAUUCCCUCUCUCCUCUUCUCCCUCCAUCCUUCCUUCUCUCCUCCUUUCCUCUAUAUUUUUGGAAACAUCUCAUUCUCUUGAGUCAGGCCCGGCGAAGGCUCCGUCUAGCAUGCUCUCGCCUCCUCAUCGUUCUCCUCCUCUCCGUUGUCACUCUGUCUCUCUCUCUCUCUCUCUCCCUCUUUGCUGUUUAUGAUAUUAAAACAUCAAGAGAGCCAAAGCAAGAGAGGGGUGGGAAGUAAAAAAAAACCCAAACUAAUCUCUUUUAUGCAGAUUGACAGAGGCGAGAAUAGGUGAUUGAUGAGCCAUUAAUUUGCUGUACUUACAUACCUGACAGGUAACUGAUGGAUGUAUCCGCAUCUGUUGGCGUAAUGGGUUGGUCAGAGGGGGCCCACGAAAAGUGACGGGCCGAAAUUUUCCCAGAUUAAAACUCAGCAUUUCGGAAGCAGAAUCGAUGCGAUAUUAACGCUGCGGACACAUUUUUGGCAUUCAUCUUAAUUUGUCAAACGGCGUUGGCAGCAGCACUGAUUGAUGAUGCCCAACUUGACUGAUAGUUGUGUCACUUGCUGUACUUUUUGCACAGCCGACGUUGUUUAUCGGCCCGCUUUUUAUUACUUUUUCUCAAGUAGUAAUUAGCAUGCGUGCAAUGCUGCGAAAUUUUUCUUUUUUCUCUCUCUUGCAAACCAGGCCGGCCACUUCCAGGAAAAUCUGCCGAAUGAGGGUUGCCUGGAAACUAUAGUGUCAACUUACGGCGUCCUACAACCAGUUAGGCGUACAACUAUAGAUCUGCAUGUGGGAUGAAAUGGCGUCCUAUACGGAGCGAUACAUUUGCUUGUUCUUUAAAUCAUUUGUAUCAGUUUGAGAGCCCGUUUCCGACCUUCAGCGAGUCGUUUACAGGGAAGUCAGCUAAUCUAAUUUUGAGCCCAAGGUUUGGGGGGAAAAAGGUGGGAGCAGAGCCUCCGCUCCUCUGCAUGGAAAGGCAUCAGUUAUGGCGGUCGGAGCAUCUAAAUGCAUUUCUGUGAAGUUUUUUUUUUUUUUUUUGCAACAUGACUGUUGUACUACGUGACUGCAGUAGGAGAAGAAAGACAUGGGAACCCAAGCUCAUGUGACAUUUAGACAAUAUUCCUAAUAAAUUAAAUAUUUUUUCGGUUGCUUUUGUUUGGUCCAGAUUUGAUUAAAGCUCAGUUUGCAGCACAUCCGAUACGUUAUUUUUUGUGAGAUUGGUGUAUUGUGUGUCCUUUGUUGGAAUUCUAGUGACUUUUUGUGAUAUGGGAUAAACAUGUCUGUAUUGUGUAGUUACAUGUCCUUUGUGGUAGUUAUUCAAACAUUUUUUUUUUUUUUAGUUUUUGACCAAGAUGAAAAGAGAAAGUGCGGAACAUAAUAGAGUGCAAAUACAUAGCAUGAAAAGUGUUGUGCAGAUGAAGCCGAGUGAAUCAGAAGCCCGUUGUUAUGUGCCUUUCAGUUUCUAUGGAAGCUUAUUACCAUUUUCCAAUGUCAAAAAAUAAAAAAACAUUUUCUUUACUUUUUCAGCAUGAGCACAAACUUCUGAACAAAAAAUAUUUCCCUUCCACUUUAGAACAUGGUCACUGCAGCGAAGGGGGGAUAAAACAAAAAAAAACAGUUUUCUGCCUUCUGUGUUCAAAGGAUUCAAUUUUCCUCUUGAGGAAUUAUAUUUGCUACAUAGAUGUAAUAACUUUCCAAGAGACUGAUUACGCUGUUGUUAUUUGUACAAUUUAUACACCUAUGGCAAAGCUGUGCUCGCACACUAUACAAGUGUGUGAUUUACCUUUGGUGUCUUUAUUUGCAGCACAAUGAUUAUGAUUGGGUUUAGCCAUGCUUUGUGCUUUGUUGUUUUUUUUUCUAAAGCAAUUUAUAUCUAUGUAAUAGCUGCGAAGCUGAAAUGUUACAGACGGAGUCGUCGUCGUCAUUCUUCAGGAGAGAGACAAACAGCAACGCAGUAGAAGUUCUGUGAUCCCUGCAGCAGCAGCAGCUCUGAUGAAAAGUUGCACACAAAAUACUUUUAUACGUUGACUUUAUUUUUUUUUUAGCACAUCACAAAAGAUGCGACAGCUCGCUGCUCAUACAGAAGAUGCUUGGGAACUUUGUUUCUUCACUAUGUUGUCAGAUCAGGUUUAUGUUCAAGUAAUCCAGCAAUUUUUUUAGCUAUUGUAAUUGAUUAUGAUAUUUUUUUUUCCUAUAAGGAAGUCACUAAAAACAAGAAAAUCUAUUUUUUUAUUAUUAUUAUCCUGCGCGUACUUGCAAUUUCACAAAACAAUUGUAUUUCCUGUUGGUGUUUGACAUCGUCCCAUGGGCGUCUUGCUAAUUGUUUUAGCUCAUUUGAACUUAUUUAACGUAAACGAUUCAAGCGUUUCGCAGCUGGGGGACCGAUGAGGAGAAAGUGUUUCCCAGUCUGAGACGCUGCAUUGCAGCAAGUUUCUUUUCGAAAGCUGUUCGCUUUCCUCACUUUCUCCAAAAGCAGGAAAGAAGUCAGAGAGAUUGAUGUCUGUAAAUGACCGACUAUCAGCUUCUUAUGCUCAAGUGUUGCAUUGAAAAUUCAAUUCCAGAAAAUUCUUGGCAGGAAUCUCUGUCUGGCAGCAGGAGCUUUUUAAUAAUGAUUAAAGCCGAUCCACUAAUAUUCUAAUUGUCUUGAGAACCUUUGCCAGUAAAUUUCAGAGUCGAUCAUCUCUUCAGUUUUGGUGAAAACAGCAAGACCACACUGAACAUUUACGUGAUUUUUUUUUUUUUUUUAGUAUUAUUGUUAUUAUUUCUUCACGGAUUCUGUCUUAGCAUGUCGCUUCAUGGCGGUUUGACUGAGCCGUCUCUUGUGGGCGGGAAGCAUCGCCGCAGCUCCUCGAGGGUCAAGUGCUUUCCACGGCUAAAUUAGAUCAGAUAUUCUGAUCGCUCACUGAAAUUUAUUUCAAUUAACGCCGGAGUCUCUUCGGCGCUGGCAGCCGACAGAUGGUCUAAAUUCCAUUCAAGGGGAGGCUGGCAGCACCAAAGGGACAACCGAGAACAGACGACAGGUAACGAGGAACUGCUUCGAACUGAUGGGUCGGUUUUUGUCACAAAACAUUUACACUUGUUUUGUCAGGAGGAUCUCGGUGCCGAUUAUUCUGAACGUCACAUGACCGUUUUUGGGGGUUGUUAUGUUUGCGUGGACCAUCGUUCUGAUUGGCCAAGGGGCUCAAAGAGUUUGAGUCAGGAAAACGUUCUCAAAGAUUAUUGCGAUACUCCAACAUCAUUUUCAUGCGCCACGUCGCAGCACAUGCAGAAACGCCUUUAGUUUGUUUUGUCAGAAAAUUCACCAAGUGUUGGAUGUUUGGAAAGGGGAAAACCAAGAGAGCGAGCGACGGCGUGAAAACAAUCUAAUCAGUGAGUGUGAGAUAAAGCGGGAAACGUAACAUAAAAUACUUGGGGGAAUGUAGUGUUAAUACAAUCAGUUCCAUCAGCAGCUUGCACAGCGGCUGAGGGCUGCGGUGUGUCACUGAUAUGAUUACCUACUCAUCCAGGCCUCUGAUCUCAUUGUUUUCUGACACGGAAGAUAAUACAUGCAUAAUAAUGCGGGACUGUGCUGGAAAUAAAGAUUUGAUUUUUGCGGCGGGGAAACGUGGUAGCUUGUUUAGCCGCUUAACUCGUUUGUCACAUAUAAACGAGUAAAACGGUUAGUGGGAAAAGUUGAUAUUUUUCUUUUUAGACUUGUAUUGUCAAUGGAGAAUAGUGGCAUAAUUUAAGAUUAGAAAAAAACUAAAGUAAUUCAGCUGUUAUUUUUUAAAAAACUGAAUAAAAAGAGAGGAAAACUUUAAGUGUUACUUCUUCUUCCUCUAAUAGUAGCAACACAUCCAUACCCCAAGCUGAGAUUAUAGAUCAUGUAGACAUUGAAAACCCAAAUUGAGAUUUUGGCAGUAUUUUCAGGAAAACUAAGAAACCCCUGGAGCUUUCACACUAGGAAAGUUCUCAAAUAAUCGAUUUGAUUGGAAGGGGAACAACAAAACGUUUUGCAGCUUCAUUUGGUUUGGUACACUUUCAAGCUGCUUUAAAAAAAAAAAA
This is a messenger RNA of Poecilia reticulata (guppy), 14974 nucleotides long. RefSeq names its product G protein-coupled receptor 85 (gene gpr85). Gene Ontology annotation, biological process: G protein-coupled receptor signaling pathway. Gene Ontology annotation, molecular function: G protein-coupled receptor activity. Gene Ontology annotation, cellular component: plasma membrane. The record is from RefSeq and is a predicted model, not a curated record. NCBI's taxonomy places the organism in Eukaryota, Metazoa, Chordata, Actinopteri, Cyprinodontiformes, Poeciliidae.